Messenger RNA from Kalmanozyma brasiliensis GHG001, 4587 nucleotides. RefSeq names its product Helicase-associated domain protein. The transcript has a single exon. Gene Ontology annotation, cellular component: intracellular anatomical structure. The record is from RefSeq and is a predicted model, not a curated record. NCBI's taxonomy places the organism in Eukaryota, Fungi, Basidiomycota, Ustilaginomycetes, Ustilaginales. Gene Ontology annotation, molecular function: RNA binding; ATP binding. The coding region runs from base 1 to 4587 and encodes 1528 amino acids.
AUGGCCGACGCAUCCUCAACCUGGCGAAGCGGCGCCUCCUCUUUCUCACCUGUCACCCCCAAUCCGACUGGCAGUGGUAGCAGCAGCAGCAAUUGGGGGCGUGGGAACAGCACAGCCUCGUCUCAGAAUAUCAAGAAGAAGGCGCCGGGCGGAGGUGGAGGCGGCUCUUCUCGAUCAAAGGCAGGCGGCGCUUCUGCCUCGAAACCAGCUUCAGCUUCCACAGCACCUUCCUCGUCCACCUCCAAUUUCAGAUCGGGCGCACCUGCAAAAGCGACCAAGUUCCUCCCGACUCAGCCGCUCCCUUACCAGUCGCUACAGAACAUCAAGGACUACUACCAUGGCCUCCUCGAUAGCGGUCUCAUCAAGAAAUCUUGGCUCGACCAUCCAAAGAACCCUAUCCAAAACUAUGUCCUCCACCGAACCGGCACCUACCCCGUCUUCACCGUCGAAGAGGGCCAAGUCGAAGGUCGAAGGGACACCAACUUCCGCUGCACGCUCAUCUUUGAUCCAGAAUACGACUGGCACGUCUACGCCGAUGCUAAGUCUGCAAAGGACGCCGAACGUGUAGCUGCACUUCACGCCGUCCUCUUCCUCCAAAACAGCGGCGACAUUCUCACAAAGACGCCUACUGCAUCUGCACCCGCUCCGCUCGUCCCUCAGCAGCAAGGUCCCGUGGCCAAACUCAGCGAUGGCUCCGAACUCACCGUUCAGCGCGCUCGCGAGUUCAUUGACUUUUACUGCAAGCGCUUCAAUCUCGGCAAACCAGACAUUCGACAGUCGGCAGGAAAGCAGGGCAAACCUAAGCGUGGCGCUUCAAAGGCAGCCACCUCGUCUUCGAGUCAGCCGCAUGCUUCCAUGUACAUUGCUGGCAACGAGAUUGGCGCAGCUGUAGGCAAGAACAAGAAGCAGGCGGUCGCCAACUGCUACCUCGAAUCCGUAUCUUACAUCGAAUCCACCGAUCCUUCCUUGUGGAAGACCUUUUCACUCCUUCACAAGCCAGGCGUAGCCAUCAACAAGGCGCCUCAUGUCACCUUCAGCAUGAGCGACGAGCUCGACGAUUCAGUCCAAAAUAUCUACGACACCAUGAUCCGAAGCAAGAUCUACGCAAAGCGUCCACGUACCGCCGGUCUUACCGCUGCGGGGGAAGAUCCCAAUGCCGCUUCCAACGAUGCCAACGAGCAGCUCGCAAAACAACGACAAAUGCGUCAAUACCGUGCACGUCGCUUCAACCAGCAGUUUGGCGCAACAGAAGACUCGCUUCAACGCAAGAGCGAGCAACUCGAACUCUCGCUUGCCAACUACUACUCGGACGAGGCCAUGGCCAAGAUGCGCAGCCAGCGUCUCAGCCUUCCCGUCUCGCAGAAGCAGUCUGAUGUCCUGGUCAAGGUUGAGCUUAAUCAGGUCACCAUCUGUAUGGCCGCUACAGGUUCGGGCAAGACUACUCAGAUCCCUCAGAUCCUGUUCGACGAUUACAUCCUCCAAGGCAAAGGUGCCAAGUGCAACAUCGUCUGUACACAGCCUAGACGUAUCGCUGCCAUCAGUGUCGCAGAGCGUGUCGCCAAGGAACGCGGCGAGCGGCUUGGUCAGACGGUCGGAUACCAGGUUCGUUUCGAGGCCAAACCGCCUCAGCCCAACGGCUCCAUCACGUUCUGCACCACUGGUGUCUUUUUGCGUCGACUACAAUCGGCGCUGGGAGAUGCAGAGUCGUCCAACACUUUCCUCGACUCCAUCACUCACGUCGUCAUCGACGAGGUGCACGAACGUGAUGUCGAGACAGACUUGCUGCUCGUCGUCAUCAAGCGUCUCUUGGCUGAGCGACGCAGAUUGGGCAAGAAAGAGAUCAAGGUGGUGCUCAUGAGCGCUACCAUCAAUCCCGCCCUCUUCCAAAACUACUUUGCCGAUCCUACCGGCCAACCUGCCCCCGUCGUAGAAAUUCCUGGUCGAAGCUACCCGGUGGAGAAGCACUAUCUGGAAGAGACGGUGCGCAACCUCGAGUCGCUCCGUCUCACUCCACAAAUGGGCGGCUGGGUCUGGGGCGAGAAGAACGUCCGCGACUACAUCGAACGCGAAAUCUACCAGCGAGGCGGUUCCGCAUCACGCAGCGGCAGCAGCGGCGGUGCUCGAGGCGGUUCCGGUGGCGGCGCCAAUGAGCUGGUGGAUCCGAUGGCAGACCAAGUCGACGACCUCGAGAUUCCGUAUCCACUCGUUGCCCUCAUCAUCGCCUACGUGCUUUCCAUAUCCAACGAUGGUCACGUCCUCGUCUUCUUGCCCGGUUGGGACGAGAUCAAGGCGGUCAACCUUCUGCUCACCGACACGCAGAACCACCCGCUCCUCCGCACCGAUUUCAACGACCGUGAUCAGCACGAGAUUCAUAUCCUCCAUUCGAGCGUUCCCGUCCAGGACCAGCAGGCCGUCUUCGAACCCGUGCGUCACAAGGGCAUUCGUCGCAUCAUCUUGGCCACCAAUAUUGCCGAGACGUCCAUCACCAUCCCGGAUGUGGUUUACGUCGUCGACACAGGUCGAGUCAAGGAGAAGCGCUUCGAUCCAGAGCGCCACCUUUCCAGUCUCGUAUCGGCCUGGGUCGGCACUUCCAACCUCAAUCAGCGUGCAGGUCGUGCUGGUCGUCACCGACCCGGCGAGUACUUUGGUGUUCUCAGCAAGGCUCGUUACGAUCGGCUCAAGGUCAAUCAGACGGUCGAGAUGAAGCGCACUGAUCUCAGCAAUGUCGUCAUGCACAUCAAGGCGCUCGACAUUCCAGGCAUGGAGGUCGAGGAGGUGCUCGCUUCGGCCAUUGAACCACCCGCACCAGAGCGAGUGCUGGCGGCGAUGGAGAAGCUCAAGAUGGUGGGUGCACUCGACCUGUACAAGAAUCUCACAUCUUUGGGACGUGUGCUGCUGCAGCUGCCUGUCGAUGCACCUAUGGGCAAGAUGUGCCUCUAUGGCGCCUUCUUCCGUUGCCUCGACCCGGUACUUUCGCUCGCAGCCAUCUUGACCAGCCGAGACCCGUUCAUGGCACCCAUGCACCUGAGGGAGGAGGCCGAGAUGGUCAAGGAUCGAUGGUGUCCGCCAGACUUCCGAUCCGACGCACUGUGUAUUCUCAGGGCGUACACGCGCUGGUGGGAGAUGCAGUCCCGCGGCGACUUUGUAGCUGCCAACCGCUUCUGCCAGGACAACUUCCUCAGCAAGCUGACGCUCCUCCAAAUUCAGCAGGUCAAGGAGCACCUGUUCCAGUCGAUGGAGAAGGCCGACAUCAUCUCGGUCAUUCAAAGCUCCUCGCUCGCCGCCAAUGGGAACGGCAACACCUACGCGCGCUUCCGGCGCCCUCGCGAGACGGACGCAGAGUUUAACACCAAUGCCGACGUCACGUCGCUGCUCGCUGCGCUGGUCGCAGUCUCGUCUCCACCGAACUUUGCCAUUCGAAGCGGCAAAGCGAGCUACCGAACGUCGCAGGACAAGUCGUGCCUCAUGCACCCUUCUUCGAUCUGUCACACCAAGUUCACCAAGCACAAGCCAUGGGAUGCCGCCAACAUGGGCGAGAAGGAGAUCUUCGCGUUCAGCGAGAAGAUCCGCAACGCGUCCGGCAGUGCGGGUAACAACGCCUCGACCAUGCUGCGCGGCUGUACGCGGCUGGACCCGCUGACGUUCAUGCUGUUUGGCGCGACCGAGGUGAGGGUGCUGGGUGAAGGUGUGGAGUGCGACUUUUGGCUGCCGAUCACGGGCAACACGGACUCGUUGGACAACUUGGAGAAGCUCAGGUCGAUCCUGGACGUCAUCAUGCUUCGUGUCUUUGAGGGCAUUGGCAAGGCGAGGAAGAACGGAUCGCAGCAGCAGAGAGGGGAGAGGAGGACGACAGACGAAGACGAGGACGAGGCCGGCGCGGAUGACGACGAUGACGACGAGGAUCAGCAGUGGGGAGACCGAACGGAUCUCUCGCUCUCGGCGCAGGAGAUCGGCGAGUUCGAGUACAUGAGUCAGGGCAUCGUGCACAUUCUGGAUGGUUACGCGCAAGAACGAGGCUGGGGAUCGAGCAGUCGAGGGUCGACGCGUCCAGCUAGUCCAGCCUCAUUCGGUAUGGGAGGCCUCAGCUUGCAGGACACGAACGCGAAGACCCCGUCAGCGGUUUCAAGCGGAGUGUACGCCGCGGGCAGUCGCGGCGGCUCGUCGACGAACUUGUUCUCGGGCGGCGAUGGCGUCGGUCUGAACUCGGUGCCGUCAAGUGCACCUCGAAGUGCAGCGACGAGCAACGGGGGAAGUCGAUGGACGAGUCGAUCUCAAACGCCUGAUCUGCAUCAUCAGCACCGGCCGCAGGCAAGCAUUGCGCCGAGCGUUGCGGCCAGCACGACAACAGACGCAACCAGCGCUACGAACGUCACUCGUGCCACCAAGAGCAGCAAGAGUACGGCGACAUCGCGUUCCUCUGGAACUGUGGAGGGCGCUGCCACGGCUGACGCGGGAAAGGCCAGCAAAGGUGGGAAAGGAGAAGGCGCUAGAGGCAACUGGAGGGCACGAGGUGGCGCUCGAGGUGGCGCAGGAAGAGGCGGCGCCGGUCGAGGAGGUCGUCAAGCAGCUGCUCCGUCUUCUGGCUGA